AUGGGAUUCCCAUUAAUCGGCAGACCAAAAAUAUGCAGCUCGUCAUCUAGGAAUACGAUAUGCCAUUUUUUCCCAAUAGCAAAAGACCAAAGCACACUGAAACGCAAUCUGAAAGACAGACUUAGCGACUUACCCAAUUGCAUCCUCCUCCACGUGCUCUCCUUCGUGAACGCCAAACACGCCGUCCAAACCUGCGUCCUCUCGCGUUGCUGGAGGAAUCUCUGGAAGCUUCUCCCAACCCUCACUCUUCACUCUUCCCACUUCUGGACCUUCAAAACCUUCACGAAAUUUGUCUCCACCCUUGCCACCCGUCGUCACACCUUCUCCGCCAUCCUCAACCUCGAUUUUGAGUGCCAUUGUUGUAUUGAGCCUCACAUCCUCAAAAGAAUUUCCAAUUUUGCGAUCUCGCAUAAGAUUCACAACUUAGGUAGCUCGGUGAAAUGUGAUAUCGUUCACAUUCCUCAGGAAAUUUUCUCGUGCAAGAAGUUGACGUCUUUGAAGCUCUUUAUUUGCCCUAGGGGUUAUAUCUACGGAAAUACGUUUUUUCCAAAAUCGUUGAACUUAACGGCGUUGACGAGCCUGCAUCUUCAGCAUUUCACGUUCUGCGCUAGUGACAAUAGCGCCAGUGACAGAGGGAACCAUUGGGGAGGGAGAGGGGGAGUGCGUUGAGGAGAGAGAAGAGGGGAGUGCGUUAGAGAGGAGCUGUGAUGGGAAGGGAAAGGGAAGGGGGAGUGUCCGUUGGGUAGAGGGA
Arachis ipaensis is the source of this 751-nucleotide messenger RNA. Lineage: Eukaryota; Viridiplantae; Streptophyta; Magnoliopsida; Fabales; Fabaceae. The record is from RefSeq and is a predicted model, not a curated record.